This is a messenger RNA of Homarus americanus (American lobster), 1716 nucleotides long. RefSeq lists its product as uncharacterized. The transcript has 3 exons. Bases 112 to 1701 code for a protein of 529 amino acids. NCBI's taxonomy places the organism in Eukaryota, Metazoa, Arthropoda, Malacostraca, Decapoda, Nephropidae. The record is from RefSeq and is a predicted model, not a curated record.
GGUCUCGGCUCGGGCGAUGUGUACUUAGAAUAGGUACAGAAAAGGUUACCAUCUUAGAAAUCGAAGACAGGCAGGUUUAAAAUACACGAAAAACAUGUAAAUGUUUUAGUGAUGUGGCGGAUCAUCAACAGCAUCUUCAGGGGUGUGAGAAGUGCGAGACCAAGUCAAUAUGGUUGCCAGGAGUACACAGAAGAUAACAAGUAUCGAUGUGGACCAGUAACACAAUGCUUGCUCACUCUUCAGUACAGCUCAUUCUCAACACCAUGGUAUACCACCACAACAUUAAACAGCAACAGCAGCAAGCAAGUGACUGGCAUAGACAGUGGGAAGAUUUACAAUACUGGAUGUGUGGGAAAUGGAAACAGGAUCAUAUUAUUUCAGUUUGCUCAACUAUGUACUGAUCUCCAAGAGAGAAAACAGAAAUGGAGUAGAAGUGGAAUUGGAGAUAAACUUACAACUAAUCGUAUGAGGAGGCCUCCUCCCUGGCACUGGGAGAUACUCCUUAACCAACAUCGCCAAGAAAACCCAAGAAGAAACAGGAACAAGUGGGAGAAGAGAGAGGAGAGACAAGAAUGGGAUAGAGCAUGUCAUUGGCAGCAGCGAAAGCGGUUUCUGUUUACGCAUUCAGUUUUUCAGUCAUUGGGAUGGGGUUCAGCUGUUGUACUAACUUGGUCCAUAUAUAAUGACUGGGGCAACCACCCAUACAGUUAUCACUGGAACACAAGGAGACAAUGCAAAGAAAUUUUUCUUAGUCAAAGUGAGGAAGAAAUUAAUUCCAAGCCUAAAACCAAUGACAGUGAACAGCAUCAGCACAAUAAGGAAGGUGAAGACCAAUAUUGCUACAGUGUUAGCCAGUCUGGUUGCCUUGGUGACCACAACUGCCAGUGUCCCCAGCACACAUUAUACAAAGAAAAUUUUUGCAGCCAACAAAGCCAGAAUUUUUUCUGUCCUGAGACUAACAGGUCUCUCUUCAGUUUUCUGUGGAGCUCUUCUGAACAUAAAUUCUUAAUAGAACAACCAACAGAUACACUGUCAGAUGUUCUUGAUAUUCCAGAAAUUCAAGAAUUCCAAGAUAAAGACAGAAUAGAACUACCUGUAGUUCAAAGUAAAUUCUCUGUGGAAGUACAACCAAAAGAUUCACUGUCAGAUGUUCUUGAUACUCGAGACAUUCACUCAAAUAUUCAAGAAUUCCAAGGUCAUAAGAGACUAGAAUUGCAACAGGACUAUGAAAAUGAAACAGAGCUGUCCAUAGAGGGAGAAGCCCAGGUGUGUGAGCAAGAUGAGGACUCUGGACGGCCUGUAAAAGGAGAUUUGAAAUGUAGUCUAAAUUCUGAGCUGUGUAAUAGUUUGCCGGCAUCAGGUUUGGAACAAGAUGCCAUAAAUACGAGUGAUGGUCUAGGCUUACUCCAAGGAGAAACUUUAUUUGAGGAGAAUGGGAUUGUUGAGUGCAUGAAAGUCUCAAGAGAAAUUAAAGGAUCAGAAGAAUGUGUGCCAUGUGGCUCAGGCAUUUUAACAAAGCCUCAAGCUGUAAGGAGUGAGGAGGUGAAAAUUAAGGACUGUACCUCUGAUGACAGUGGCCAAAGUACAUCAACAUCUUCAAACUCUUCAUCACACCAGCUUGACAAGAUGACUAUUGAAGAAUUCAGUGACAGCUUAACAAAGGUACAGUUUUCCACAAAACAUACUUUUUUGUUCAUUUAAAUCUUACAGAAAUGU